UCCGAGGCAUUCCUUGCUCACAAUGUAUAGAACAAAAGUCAGUUUGAAAGACCGUCAGCAACUUUAUAAACUGAUAAUUAGUCAGCUGCUAUAUGAUGGAUACAUAAAUAUUGCUAAUGGCUUGAUAAAUGAGAUAAAACCACAGUCAGUCUGUGCACCAUCUGAACAACUGCUGCACCUAAUUAAGUUAGGAAUGGAGAACGAUGACAGUGCUGUUCAAUAUGCAAUUGGACGGUCAGAUACGGUAGCUCCAGGCACAGGAAUUGACUUGGAAUUUGAUGCAGAUGUACAGACCAUGUCUCCUGAGGCUUCUGAAUACGAGACUUGUUAUGUCACAUCUCAUAAAGGACCGUGUCGUGUAGCUACAUAUAGCAGAGACGGACAGUUAAUAGCUACAGGAUCUGCUGAUGCCUCAAUAAAAAUUCUUGAUACAGAGAGAAUGCUGGCCAAAAGUGCUAUGCCUAUUGAGGUCAUGAUGAAUGAGACAGCACAGCAAAACAUGGAAAAUCACCCCGUUAUUCGGACUCUGUAUGAUCAUGUGGAUGAAGUUACGUGUUUAGCUUUUCAUCCAACAGAACAGAUCCUCGCAUCUGGUUCAAGAGACUACACACUUAAAUUGUUUGAUUAUUCAAAACCUUCUGCCAAAAGAGCCUUCAAAUAUAUACAGGAAGCAGAGAUGUUGCGCUCAAUUUCUUUUCAUCCUUCUGGAGAUUUCAUACUUGUUGGUACCCAGCACCCUACUUUGCGACUGUAUGAUAUCAAUACUUUCCAGUGUUUUGUGUCUUGCAAUCCUCAAGAUCAGCACACUGAUGCUAUAUGUUCAGUAAACUACAACGCAAGCGCAAACAUGUAUGUGACAGGAAGUAAGGAUGGAUGCAUCAAACUGUGGGAUGGUGUUUCCAAUCGCUGUAUCACUACUUUUGAGAAGGCACAUGAUGGAGCUGAAGUCUGUUCUGCUAUUUUUUCCAAAAAUUCAAAAUAUAUCUUAUCAAGUGGAAAAGACUCUGUAGCUAAACUAUGGGAGAUAUCCACUGGUCGAACACUGGUCAAAUACACAGGAGCUGGUUUGAGUGGACGACAAGUACAUAGGACACAAGCUGUCUUCAACCACACAGAAGACUAUGUGCUGCUUCCAGAUGAAAGGACCAUAAGUCUCUGCUGCUGGGAUUCAAGAACUGCUGAACGGAGAAAUCUUCUUUCUCUUGGGCACAACAGCAUUGUCCGUUGUAUUGUCCAUUCUCCUACCAAUCCUGGCUUCAUGACCUGCAGUGAUGACUACAGGGCUAGAUUUUGGUACAGAAGGUCAACGACAGACUAAGGACAGCUUUAUAAAACCGUGAUUAUCCAGAUUCAUUAUAUCAUCGUGUUUUGAUUGUACUGCCAACAGAUGCCUAGAUGAAAACCAUGCUGUGUCUGUUUUUUAGUUCUGUCAAAUGUGGCAGAAAAAUAUCAAAAAUACUGAGACUUAAGUUUUGCCCCACAUUAAUUUUUUUUAUUAGUGUGUGUGGCAUUAGUUUUUGUAAGUCAUCUCUAAUUGAGGAGUCGAGGGCGGGGAAUAACAUGAUCCUUGCAGGAAGGAUUAAACUUGUUCUCUUGUCUUUCUAAAUCCUGCAAAAGAUAAUGUGACUGUAUCUUGCUCAAACUGGGCAGUAUGAGCCAGUUUUGCUCUGCAUUGUAUCUGUGCAAUCCCACUGAAGUCUGUUUAAAGAAUGGAUUACACAAGUAACAGCAGAACUUGGCAAAUAUUUUAAUGAAGCCUUAAGCUGCCUUCAGUUCUGAUUCA
Messenger RNA from Pterocles gutturalis (yellow-throated sandgrouse), 1783 nucleotides. RefSeq names its product cleavage stimulation factor, 3' pre-RNA, subunit 1, 50kDa (gene CSTF1). The record is from RefSeq and is a predicted model, not a curated record. Bases 23 to 1318 code for a protein of 431 amino acids. Gene Ontology annotation, biological process: mRNA 3'-end processing. The transcript is spliced from 5 exons. Gene Ontology annotation, molecular function: protein binding; RNA binding. Gene Ontology annotation, cellular component: mRNA cleavage stimulating factor complex. Lineage: Eukaryota; Metazoa; Chordata; Aves; Pterocliformes; Pteroclidae.